AGGUGUAGUAGUUGCGCCCACAGUUCUUCUGGGCAAUAGCGAGCGCGCAUGUAAGGUUCGCCUAGAGUCUCUAUACGCUGCGAAAAUAAAUACUACUCCAUACCCCAGAGAGACAGGAAACAAAGGCAAUCGCUUCUCGUCGAACGCACGGCGGGCAGCAGCGGCGGAGCGAACAUGGGCGACAAAUUGGGAACGUGGCACACGUAAAUAUCUGGCACCGCUCGUCUACGUUCGUCUUCGUACGCACGGGACGGAGGCCAUGCCGGCGGUUGUUGAAUCGGCGGCGGUUUCGACCGUCCUCAGCGUGGAAUGGGGCCCUGAUGGGGUUUGGCCGUCGCCAUUAGCAGAAGAACAGCCACGCCCUAGCGCAUCGAGAAAAGAGAUGGAGAAACCCCGCUUGGGAUACUCUAUCUUCGGGGACAAGAUUGUAGUUUGGCAAGGCGGCAGUGUUUGGCCAGGUAUGUCUUUGAGACGACGGCCCCAACGGGUGCGUCCAAACCGAUCGCACGCCCUGCAGUCGAGUGCUGCGGAGGACGUGCUUGACCUGCGGCACGUACCACGCCCGUUUUCGUCCUCACAAACCUCAGCCUCACGGACCAGAACGCACCUGUCACAGCCGCGCUCGGUAGAGGAGCAACUUGGUGUCUGGUCGUUUGUGGAAGGGGACAGGGCUGGUAGCGAGGCCUCACUUCGCACCUCGGCGGUCGCGUGUCACGACACGGAGGCUACCACAGGAAAGGAGGUGAAGCAAAAUCGAACCACAAAGCCAGACGCGAGCGGCAUUGGAGAGGAGAAAAAGGCGGAGCAAAGCGAGGGUGUGGAUGUGCCGCCCCCUGCUGCUUCGGCAGGAUGCGUGCGCGGAGAAGCACAGGAAGAAGAGCUUGAGGAAGAGGCGCCUCCACCUUUGAAUGCCGCGCUGGCAAAUUUUGCCCAGCGCAAAGUAGCGGAGGAAAACUCUGCGAAACAGCAGCGGCUUUGGCAAGAAGAAGAGACCACGGCGGCUCCGUCUGAUAGCUUGGCACCACCGCGGAAUAAAGAUGUAGGAAGUACGGAAGAAGAGACAGCUGCGGUCAAUGCAGAGACUUUGGGAUUGGAUCCAGCAUUCGCUCCUACCGCAGAGUGCCAGGAUGCAGGCGCGCUGCUUGAGGCGGAGGACAUGCGGCUCCAGCUGGAGAUGCCGGAAUUCAAUCCUGCCCUAGCACGUUUUGCGAAUCGAGCAAGGCUGACAUCGGACGGUGGUGUGGUGGAAGAGCCUGACUCACGCACAGGUUACACAACACUGAUCGAGGACUCUGCGGCUCCAGUAGAUGGACUGACUUGCGCCGACAGCGACCUGCAACAGACGGAAAAGGAUAUCACGCCACCACACCCUGAGCCUGACCCGUCAUCACGCGAGCCGGGAAAUGCGACGGACCCAACACUACUGGAUAGCGUUCACGCAAUGGAGCAGCGCGCUGACCUAAAAGAGGAUCCGCCCUCCGCGGACACACAGGCGGAACAUUCGCUGUCGCGAACGAAUUUGGAUAUUGGACAGGAGACGAUGCUAACCGAUGGAAUUCAUAUUAACGGCUUGAAGAAUCCAUCCUCCGGAGCAUUCGAAAAAUAACUCUGCGCGACAUAUCUGCUCUGCUGAUUCCCUGGCCUUGAAACAUAGCGCCAACAUGACAGAGGCGAUGACGAUAAUGCGUUUGUAGCUACUGCGCGAAUUAUCGCAGGCGGCACGAAUCGUUUGGGCUUCUGGAUUUUUUUUUGAAUUUGCGAAUUGCAAAUUUUUAUGGCAAAUCAAUGCGCUGCUAAAAUACUGCGGCAAACUUCCAAUUUGCUGCAAGUUUUUGGCGUCGCAAGCAAUACUAUUGUUUCAAAAUUUUGGACGCGGCCUAAAAGAGUUGGCUCCUUUAGGAAUAGACUUAAUCCGGCCUGCUGUGGCGCGUUGGCGCGACGCAUAUUCGAACGCGGCACAGCAAAUUUGCAGCAAAGUCGCAACAAAUUUGCAGCAAGUUUGCAACAAAUUUGCGGGAAGUUUUACUUUAAGCAAGUUUCUAGUUGCGCGCCCCGCGGAGGCAGGAAGCUUCCCGGAAGCUUGCGAGCGGGGGCCGCGCAUGAUCUCGACAGAUCUGACGACUUCGUGUGGCGCAAAGCUAGCCGCCUGCGUCUCUUUUCUUGUUCAACAAAAAAGCCGCGGGCAGUAUUUUUCGACAACGGCCAGAGUGGAUACUUUAAACCGUUAAUCAUACCAUGCCGCCGCCAGCAAACUCCCCAAGCGUUUCGGGGUCCUCCAGGCGGCUGAAUGUGCGCUCUUCAUUUGAACCGACAAUAGGGGGAAAAAGUAAAAGCAUAGGUCCUAACAAUAGUGCGACUCGUCAUGGCACGUAUCCACGAGGGAUGACUGUGAAGGACGAUACCACAGCUGCGAAUGUGUUUCGGUCGCUAGCCAAUUCGCCUGCAUGGUUGAUGCUAUCACAGUUCGAAGAACGGGACAUUUUGAAUUUUACGAACGAGGGAUCUGCUACCCCGGCUGUAGCAAGACCUUCAUCAGGGGGGCGGAGAUUGCAAGAGUAUCAGGAAAAGCAACAACGAAGCGGAUUUUCGUCUGCGGGAAGUCGCGCGGUGAAAAAGGGUGAGAUACGGACAGAAAGAGUGGCAUUUCACGACGGCGAGGAGGUUGCAGGCAGACUGUCGGAGACGCACGACCUUCUUGGACAUGCGUCUCCUUCGGAGUCAGAAAUGCAGGGCGUGCAUGGAGCAGGGCGCGAGCUAUUCCGAGAGAUAUGCAGCCCUGUUUCACCGUCGGGAGGAACCGAGAGCCUCCAACACAGCAGCGAGGUGACGGCUGCCUGCAUGCUCUCGGGGCGGCUUCUGUUAAGCGCAACAGAAAGCGGGCACUUGACUCUGUGGGACGUCGAAUCGCACACGAAGAGGGCAACCGUGCAGCUCGAUGCAGUUGUGCAAAAAUCCGAGCGCGCAGCUCGACUGCGUAGGCAGGCCGAUGCGCAUCGGGGGGGAAAAGGAAACCAAACUGGAGAUCCUUGCUUUGCUGCAGCAGUGUGGAUGCGGGAGAACGUCACGAAUAUUCGGCAGACCGAGCACGAUUUGAGGGAGAAGAAUGAAGAGGAGCAGUUGCGGCGAGAGUGGAAGCAAAAGCGCCGAGCGUCUACAAGUCCGGGGAAGCUUCGCACUGGCCCCUCCGCCGCACAGCUGGGCGCUGAACUCCAAGCGCCGGCUCCACUGGCGGAGCGCGUCGAUACCGCACCGACACCAGGGCAUUGCGGCCAAUCCUCUGACUCUGUGGAAAGUUCUGCGUUCUCAAUAGAACCGAACGAGGCCAAGGCGAUUCGCAUUCAAAUAAUAGCACCGCAUCCCAGUGACGCGCGAUUCGUGCUGCUUGUCACAACAGGAGGUUGGGUGCUAUGGACUGAUAUCACGCUGACCCACGUUCGGGUGUAUUUGCAGCUAGACCCUAGCGCCGUUUCUCGCUCUCUGGCCGACCGUUACAAAAGCCACUUCCUAGUUCGGAAUAACAGCUACCCGAGUGUCGAAGAGGAUAAAACCGUCUCGCCUUCUGCACUGCUAGUUUGGUGGGAUAACCCCGCUACGCUACGGCGAAGACCACGGCAGCACGACCGCUAUCGCUUCGCUCUUGCGACGAAGACAGCACUACGUUGCUACGAUGUACAGAUUCCCGAACAGCCCCUCGCACUACCCGUGCCAGAGAGGCGACAUUCUUCGCGCUAUGUUGCUUUCUUUGAUCCUCCUCAAGAGUCAUCCUCAUGGGACUUGAGUCGAGACUUUUCCGAGCCGACUGAGUGCUGUUCGAUUCUCCAGGCAGGCAGCUGGGGCGAAGUCACAGCCAUGCAGUUUCACGACAGACUGUGCGUAAAAAGACUCGACGGGCCCCACCAAGUAGACGCUGCUCGCCAAUUGAUUUGAUGGAAGCAGAGCACUAGCUCCGCGUGUAUGUCCCUUUCGCUCCGAUGGAGCCUCCGGGAGAACCCUGCCCCCUUGAGAACCCCCGGAAGCAGCCUUGCUCCCCCCGCGUCCCCGACCCCCUUCCCUCCUGCCUCUGUGGCUCCGGCACCUGGAUUCCCCCUUUGUUGGUGCGCUCUAAACUCAGAACACAGCGAGGACGUUCGAAUUGGUUCAAGUUUCAGAAUCGGGGCGGUUUUAUUGGGUUCAACGCGAUUAGUAGCUGCAGAAAGUUUUGAAGUUCCAUUUUGUUCAUGUGAGUCAUUUCAGUGGUGUGGUGGUUUAGUUUUAGUUUUGUUCUCUCUUGCUUUUCGAUCUACGAUUUUUGUACGUUUUGAAAUUCCGAACGAUUUUAAAGUCUGAAUUUAGACCGAGGGGCUUGGUAUGGUGACCGGCGUCAACAUAUGUUGACACCGGUCAACAUACCAAUAGAAACCGACUCGAUUCCGGAACUUGAACCAAUUCGAACCUCCUCGCUGUGUUCUGAGUUUAGACCGCACCAACGCCCUUAUAUAUGAGAACGCGGCCCCUUCCGCCCGGCUACUCGUCCGGGAGCCCGGAAAAUGCGCCCCGGCCCGCGUUGAGCGAACCAGGAACCCGGCCUGUGGCUCAUCGCCCCGCCCGCCCCCGUCCCUCGGCCCCUUCCCGGGACCCCCCCGGCCCCUCGCCGCGGAGCGUACCUCUGCGAGUCCCCGCUUGCCUCCGACAGCCCGGGACCUAUUCGGGCGGCCCCACCUCGUGCGGCUUUCCUCCUCGCGCGAGCGGUGCGGCCCCUUUCGGGGGAGCCCCGGCCCCCGCUGCGGAGCCCGGCAUUCGUAACCCGGCCCGGACAGCCCAGCAGCCGCAGCGAGCGGGGCCCAGAGUGCGGGCAGCCAAGGCACACAAUUGCCUGCGUCGCUGUCGCAGCCACACGGCGCACAGGCUGAAAUCCGGGUGCAGACAUGCGGCACCCCCUUCCCUCCCCCAACGAAGGAGCUUCGGAGGCUGGCCCGGCAGCCGGCGCUGCGGGCGGUGGGCCGUGUAAGUAGGUACUACCGCGGCCGGCGCCGCCCGGUGUUUUGUUUCCUUGUAUCUUGGCGCCGGCCGCCACCCGGCGCUUUUCUUGGUCUCCGAGGAACCGCGGGAGCGGGCCCCGGCGCGGGGGCAGCCAUGCAUGUGCCGACGCUGGGCCCGCUUGGCCCGGGCCCGGGGGCAACCACAAGAAAAAACACGCGUGGGAAAGGCCCCCGCGCGUCGGCGCCGGGUGGUGUUGUGCGGGCUGCUUGACCCUGGCAUAUUGGCAGCCAAUCAAGAACAAGAGGGGCGUUGCUGCCGCACAAGUUAGGGAGCGGCAGCGGCGGGGGGCACGCAUAUUGCCCCAAGCGCCGUGCCACCGCGGCGGUCGGGGGGACGGUGGGCAAGAUGGCACACGCCCGCAGGUCGCGGCCACGCGCAGCCGCCCGGUGCGCGGCACGCAGGGAAGGCACUGCCCGCUCGUGCCAUCGCGUUUGUCUUCAGAGGGGCAGUGCCGCGAAGGCGACCCGGGCUUACGUUGGUUGGUGCAGGUGCUGCCGCUUGCCAGGCGUUGGAAGCCGUGGAGCGCAUGCAGGAAGGGGGGGCCGGCACGCCUUUUUCGUAGAUUCUCAGCCACCUCAGGGGGGGGGGCCGCAAACCGUCCGAACAAGGCGCAGAAAGAGGCGUGGAAUUUUUUAAACAGGAAGACCGCUAAGAUGCGCCGAGCCAGUCGCGCCCAAGAGAUGACAGUAAAUGGCCCGUAAGCUUGUUAUGCACGUAUUCUAGUACUCAGGGCCAGCGGUCGCGGCCGCAAAUGUUUUCUUUCAUUUUUGGGAAUCGGCGAAGCGCUGCGGCCAGGCCGGCUGGGGAAGCUGGGGGGCCAAAAACAAUUGGCGUCGUGUGUGCUAGGUCAGAAAGACACGCGCGGUCCUUGUGCUGCUUGCUCCCCGGAGGUGUGGCGAAUCCCCUUGCGGGUCUCGCGGUUCCCUAACACCAUGGAUCUGGUGGCCGCUCGCUUCCAGAUUUUUGCGUUUGCCUGUGUGCAGACACUGGGACUGAGAACAAAUCAAUGAUAGCCGCAACUUGGAGGUGGCCUGCUUUUGUUUUAUCACGGGUCUGUCUUUUUCUUGGCGGUCUCCAGCAGUGGACACUUGACGCUAUGGCUUCUGCAAGUCGGGUCCAAGAGUAUUUUGCCGCUAAAGCAAUUUCCCAAUCCAACAAGCGAGCUAUUCUUCUGCCCGAAGUUGGAGCUGGGUGUCCUAGAGUUUUUCCAGGUUGAGCCAGACCGAAGUGAUGAUUGGUGCAUGAAAUUCUCGCAACUUUCUCUGCGGUAAGUUUCUUGAUCGAUGGCCCACCAUUUGCGAUUUACUUACUUAACUAUGUAUACUAUCUAUUAAUAGCAAUUCCAAUGCCAUAGCCUACAAGCCUGGACGUGGGUCCUUGGGGGGCCUGCAGGGCUUGUUGUUGUCCGGAUCAAACUCGUCGUUUGCGGCUUCGCUUUGAAUCUCGCAAAAGCCGCGGGCCCUUUGUGGGCCCGCGUUAGAGUGCGCGGCUGUGCUUUCGAAGACACGCGCAAAAGCCCUGGACCCAUCGGGGGCCCGCGCUAGUGCGUCUGGUUGCGUUUCCAAAAGGACGCUCCGACAAACUUGCUUCAAAGUCGGAGGCGGCUGAACUCCGCGCCGUUUUUGCCGCGCGCGCGACGCCGAUCCCUCGCGACUUCGUUUGGCCGCUUCUGGUUUCGAGUUAGUCGGAGGCGGCUGAACUCCGUGGCUUUUUUUGUCGUGCGCGCGACGCCGAUCCCUCACGACUUCGUUCGGCUGCAUCUGGUUUCCCGAGCGACGGUCGUGUUGGCCUGCACUCCGAAGUGGCUGCGACCAGAAUCGGCCCGGCCUUUCCGUAAAGGUUGCUAACUCCACCCCCUCGCUCCUCUCGUGUCUGCCUCUGUGAGAGACCACUGCGAAUCAAAGCAAAAAGGCCUGGGGGUGCACGCGGAACGCUGUUGUGCAACGUACUUGGGACGAAUUUUAUGAAAUAACACGUGCCGAGCCCAGCGGGCUCGUGGCGGUCCCGCGCUCCAGGCUCCUAUACAGAACUACGCUGGCACGCAUCUGCGAUGAUAUUUGUUGUACCAAAGGCUUCACUUCUUUAUCGAAUGCUGCAGGUUUGACGCCGACGCAUCAGAGCUCACUUUUGCGCCACACAGAGUCGAGUGGUUUGCAGCUGAUACCGAAGUCCUUGCGGCCGUUGUUGAGGAAGUAAGGGAGCAGUAAGUGCCGACUUGUGAAAAGUAUUCGCUUUUGUCUAACAUUCCAUCAGCAACGUUUCAGGCAAGGCGCGUCACGUGCUUUCACCUUAACCUUGUUGUGGAAACUCGUCCUGUCUUCCGUGUUUGUGCCGGUUGCAGCAGGGUGCAUUUUCCUGAGUUGCGAUGUUUCUGUUUGUGUUUGUCAGUCUUCAAUGCAAAGUGAAGGUGAGGGCACUUAAACACUAGAGGCCACAAAGCUUCGAAGAGUCUGACCUUUUUGUACUAUGAAAAUAUGUACGUUAUUAAUGCCGCAAGGCGGUCGCCAGUAUCGCAUCGUCGUCAUUAAGACGUGGGUCACAUGUUGUACCAUUUCAGAAACACUACUAGGCAGCUCGCACACAGAUUUUCGCUUGCCACGGCAAUUUUAGCAGACUGCCGAAGAAGCUCAGUCACGAGUUCUCCCUCUCGCCUGUGAGUUCUUGGGGGGCCGGCGUAAAUCUGCAACUUCUCGCCAGAUGAAUUUUUGUGAAUGCGAAUCGGCAUGAUUAUGACGAUUCGACGCAUGUCAUCGCGCAUGAAGGAGUACUCGAAGAGGGUCUAUGGACUGCCGCGAAGCUUAUUUUACUUUUUGCCAAGUGCCGCCUCCUAUCCUCAUCUUUUGAUCCAUUGCAAAUGGAGCUACAACUCGCGCCACAAUAAAUUUGCGUUCCUCCAGCGUUGCACUAGACGACGCGAGCGCAUGCUUUGGGCCGUAGAUACAUGUUAACGAACACCAGCAGACGUCUUUGAGACGUGCUCUCAGUCACAGGGUGGCUCCAGGGUCAGUACUUUUUCGACAUGACGCAUGCGAGUUUAUAUAUUCAUUUGCAUAGAACGUGGUCUACAAAUUAAUUUCCGGCAACAUAUGCUGUGAGGAAGACUGCAUCCGGACCGGCCCACCUUGCAUGCUCGGGCUGGUCGAGGGUCUCGGAUGUCCUUGUGGCACAGAAGAGUCGCUCGGGGCGACGUUCUUGGUCCGACAAAAAAUGAAAAAAAGAGCGGACACUCGCUACGCAGAAUGUCCUUGCUGUUGCUGUUUCAUGUUGGCAAAAGCUAGCACUCGCAAGACCGCGAAUGUUGCGGCUUCAUAUGGAACUGCCUCUACGGCGACCCGCCCCGGACGCAUGCGGGACCACAUGAGCAUGCGAAAACGCCUAUCAUGCACAAUAAUGGGCCCACCAUGGCUGUUGCAGACUGACAUUCCAGUUUCGGAAAUUGAUCAGAGAAACUGAAGUGCCAUUGUAGACUGUAGAACGACGCCGGAAGUACAUCAGCAUUUUGUUUUCGGGGAAGCACACAACAGAAAGAACCGAGAGUCUGCGGGAAAUGUUUGACUUCUCCGCAGCGGUUCUGUCCCGGCUUCUCAGAGGGUGCGCUGCCCCGCAGGGGGCCCUUUUCCACUUGGGCCCCCCGAAUACUAGGCAUGCGCCAUCCACCGUUCGGGGAAGCGCUUCCCCGCACGCGUCCUCUGCCUCGCACCGGGCGACCCGCACGUCCAUUGCUCUGUAGCUCGAUUUAGCAGGGGGUGACUCGGACGGUUCGCAGCCUUUAGAGAUAUUCUUUCUCCAGGGCGGCGCCGCUGCCACGACUAGGGCCGCCCCCCAUCGCUCGGCCGGCUCCCAGCGCAGAAAAGUAUCGCUUUCCCGGUUGCAAGUGGCGCCCAGGGGAGGCACUUCUCGGCCGGGUGUGGUCCGCCCGAGCCAUCUUGGCCCCAGCGGGAGAGGGGAGGCCGGGACCUGCCCCCGACCCGCCCCCAUUAGGGUUGCUGUCGCUGCGGUUCGGGGCCCGAGCAGUAUCCAGUGCAAAAGUAUCGCAUUUGCAUAAAUCGAGAAGGUAUUUGCAUGGAACGUGACACAUCUACACGCAAACUUUUGCGGUCACUGUUGUACUACUAGGUAAAAAAGUACAAGUGCAAGGCUGUUUGUAGCCUACGCGAAUUGGAAUUAUACUGCCACCCUUCCCCAUCGAGUUUCCCUACGAACUUGGCACGAACUUCGGAGCCAACUUGUUAGGAACUUCCGAGCUAGUUCGUGAGUUACUCGAGCAUGGAACUCAUAGGAGUGCGAUAUUUCUGCACUGGAUAGGUGGCCUGUCCGUGGCGACCCGCCGCGGGCCCCUAGAUGCCCUCAAGUGCGGCGCGCCGGCCCGCAAAGGUAGCUCCUCGCCCCGUUCGCAGAUUCUGUCGCCGCAGUUUGUUGAGAAGUCGUCGCAGAAAGAGGCUUUCAUUCUUUGUAAAACCCGCGCAGAAUCCGCUGGAAAAGUCUGUCGACGAACCAAGAUGAUAAAUAGCCCCGCGGGAGGGGGAGCAGGGGCUUAACGGGUGCAGAGAGCGUGGCGCCAGCGCAGCAACCCGGGGGAGACUAGUUUAUGUCGGGGCUCCAGCGUCGACGCUUGGACGCCGGGGCCGGGCCACUACAGGAAUGGUUUCCCCGAGACUUCGCAAAGGCCCAAGCGCACCCGCUUGCCCCCCAAUUUCCCUUGAGACCAUUCGUGCAGGUCCUCGGAAAGUCGUUGAGGCCUCCCAGGCCGUUCAGAUGCACUCGCUGAGAUGCAGCCGUUGAGAUCCCUGUAUAGCAACCAACUAUUGCCCUGCUUUCGUUUUUUGGCUCUGUGGCGUAGAAAAGUCUAUGCGGCUUUAUAAAAAGAUAUGAAGCUGUUUGUUUGAAUUCUGAAAUAAUAUUUACGCGGUUGUAGAACUGGGAGACUCGGGUGGCAAAAAAAGUCCUCUGGGUGCGACAUUUUUGAACAUGAUAGCGCAAGCGUGCCGACCAUUUUCGACCUGCUGAAGGCAGCAAGCCGCCUCCGCAGCAUUGUCCAUUGAAGGGGCACAUAAUUCCACUAACCAUGACGCGUGGACAGCUAUUUCUUCUGUAUCCCGGGCUACACACAUUCGCGCGCGUUCGUUUCGUUUCCCCAGCGAGUAACCCAAAUAUAACUACCAGGUAAGGCAAUUUCUUGUGAGAAAGUGACGCUGUCAGACCUAAAAAUCCCAGGAAGUCAAUGGAUUCACUCUUGUACCGGAAUCGCAGUUGUGAAAAAAAAACACCAGACAGCCGGCACACCGUUCGGCUUGCGGGUGUUUUUUUUCUCUACCCCGAUGUCCGCCCAAAGCAAGGAAUUUACGGGCCGGGAAGCCAGGAAGUGCUGGCCGGUACGCCCGCGCAAAUUUGCCAACCACCAGGCACGAGCCCGCUGGGCGUUUUGGGCCAAAUAUUGGCCAGCAAGCCUGCGCAGAUUUGCAGCCUCGGGGCUUUUUUGUAGAGGACCCCGGAGAGGAUUCCCCAGCCCCACGGCCGGAAUUCCCUGCUCCAUCCAAUUUGGCCCGUUUGCCCCGACCGUCGCGGGGUGGCACGCGGGGGCAAAGUUUGGGGAUGGGCUUUGGCAGAGGUUUCCGGCAGGGCGGGUGAUCCCCCCAGGCAACGGAGAACUCCACUCCAGCCGGGCGAGGCCCCGGGGGGAUAGCGCAUCACCCACUGGCCGGGGGAACCGCCUGGGUACGGAAGAGCCCCUGAAGACCCGGGGAACACCCGGGGAAAGGGGGGUCCCCGGACUGCGAGCGAGGUGAGCACCAAAGGUUUUGCCCAGCCCCGGGGGUGCGGUGACAUUUUUUGGUUCCUGGUUUUAUUAAGGGUACAAUCCAGGCCACAUUACUUGGCGUCACGUUGGUAGCGUCAAGCUUAAAAUAGAAUGAACGUAUAUUGAAUCUGCUGCCCGCUCAGAGUUUUAGUUUUUCAUGCGACUCUGCAGCACUCACGCAUAAACUUUUGCAUGUUUCAAGUCUCAAGACUUUCAUGGGCUCACGCACAUCCGAGAUCGCGAGGGCGAAGAGGGGGUCUCCAAGCCGAAAAAAAAUGAAUCAAGUUAGCAGCGUAGGGGUCUAGGGUUUCAGGUUUCUGGCCGUCGGCCAGGGUGGCUGACGUCUCUCUUCCGUGCCGUGGUUGCGUCGAUGCGUGCCCGGAGCCUUGCUUGCCUUCGUGUUAAAUUUCUCCCGAGUGUCCCCCCUUGUCUCUGUCGCCCAGUACUUCCUUGUCCGGGACAGCAUUCCGAUGGGCCUUUUGGGCCGCCCGGUGUUCGUUUGGACCGUAGACAUUGAAGCGUCUAGGCUUCUGCCUUCCUAGUUGACGCAACUUGAUUCGAAAAUAAACGCGACUCGGCUACAAAUUCCGCUAACUUGACGCGAGCACAAAGCUCCAAGCUAGAUUUGGCCUAGUGUGAUCUGGGUGAUUUGUUCCUGUAUUAGAUGGCACAUGUUCAUCUUGCCUAUAAUACAGAACAAGCAUGAGAGCGCCAUCGUGUUUCGUGAUAUACGGCUGACAGCGUCACCGGUUCUGCUGUUUUAGCUGGCUUGGAUUUGUGAUGACAGUUGUUCUUACCGGUAUUUCUUCCUUCGUGUUGGUUAUUGAAAAAAAGAUGUAAAUUUACAUGCUGGAAAUAUUCAUCAGGUAUACGGCCUGGGAUACAAAGUUAAGGCUUGCCGAAGUUGGUCCGCGGGGGUGUCCGAACAAGCUUGGGCUUGGAAAUUUCAAAGCACGACACUACACCAAAGGGCAGCGCAGCAGCUUGCCGCUCUUCGGUUUUGAUUAGAUAGGUUCACAGCGUUUUCGGGAAUUCAUCAGCGAAGCAGCCUAGGCUCUAGCUUUUCACAAGCGCGAGUUCCUGCUUCGGAGGAAUUAGAGCGGUGCUCUUUCCUUCUGGGCGGUGAGUGAUGCGAUACAUAGAAACUUUUACGCGCUCGAAUUCUUUAGGCCCUUCUCCGUGCACUUGCAGGUGCUUGGGGACACGAGGGCCAUAGGGGUCACGACUGCUGUUAGUGUUGCAACGGCUUCUACAACCAUAUUCCCUUGAUUUCGAAUAUUCGAAGACUCCAACAGUCCUGCCGCCUCACCUCGCGCGCCGCUUGCACCAAGCUGAAAGAGAAGUGCGCUGCGCUUGCGCCAGCUUUUCGGAGCCGGAGCCGCCUUCCUUACGGCUUCCUUUCUUUUUAGGGUUGCACGCUGGAGCGCGCAGCAAGGGGCGAUAGAAUUUGUUUCGAAGAUCGAAGCUCGCUCGCGCCAUACGCUGGACUGAUUUUGGCCCGCUUUAACAGACGUUUCGACUUUGGCGGGUGCGGAGCCACAGUAUUCAACUUCCAAGCGUUACACCAGAGAGCAAGUCAGGCCACUGUCCCUGGAGCAGAGUAUCGAGAGCAUGAUUUUGGGAUCUCCGUUCUUGCGUCCUGCGCGUCUGUCUCCGUUUUCUAGUAUGGGAACAAGGAAUAGAGGCACUGUGGGAACCGCUCUGUGAUGCGAACGAGUUUGCAGCCUGUGUGCUAUCGUGGACGACUACUGCAGGGUAAACCACAACCAAAACGGACAGGCAUUUCGUGUGCCUAGAUUGCAUACUUAGGUUUUACCUUCUAGAUAAUACUUUCGUGUCACAGAGCAACCCGAAGCAGUGCCAGCGCCACUACAUCUUGAUAUUGGUUUCGUACAAGCCGAAGCCGAAGAAGCGGCCAGCUACGCUUCCGGACAAGGCGCCGAGCUUCUUACAGGCCAGAGCUGCGCCGCCUUAUCCCAUUUGCGAAUGUGCUCUCACAUACACAUAGGCUGCGUGGCGUUUUGGAUUUUGUGGUCUAGAUGCAUGAAAGAGUAUACAAUAGAGGCGCGCUCACGCAAAGCUGCUGCUUGCAUUACAAGUUUAACUGCGGGCAUUUUUAGUUUUUCUGUCAAAGAGAUGCCCAAAUUUGCCCGAAUGCCGUGUUUGGUUCUAGUAAGGGUAGCGUUCACAUCACGCGCAUUUUCUGUCUUUCGCAUGCGCAUACCGACGUAAUAAAACUUUUGUCACUUUCUAGCUCGACAUUUCAGGUCGGAACGUUCUCCCGCCCAGCACGGCUGCAAGCCUUGGACCAAGAAUUUAGUGAGCGCCCGCGCACUCGGAGGUGGAGGAUAACGAGAGCGUAAGGCAUUUAUAUUUAUCAGCUGCGCUUUUCGUUUUUGUUUUUGCUCCUUUUCCUUUUCUCUGUUUCCCUUUCCGCUUCCCGGGCCUCAGUGGCACCAAGCAGCUUUUCUUGUCUCUCUGAAAUCGUUUUUUCUUCGCUUGCUUAGAGGUGGGAACAGCCUUCAUGUCUGCCGGGCGGGGCGCUCGUACUCUCUGACGUCGUUCCCUUUACUUAUCCAUCAUCCCGCGCCCUGCUACUCGUCAUAUCAUCUUCUUCCACCCCGCUCUUGUCGCCGCGGAGGGUUUCGAUGGGUAGUUAUGGGUUUAGAUGUUUAGGGGUCCUAUUGGAAUGCCCCGCAGCCACAACGCCCCGCGCGGUCGUCUGUCGUGCCGGCUCCGAAGAGCCGGCGCCUGGCUCGCGCCCCGACUCUGCCGCCUCUUUGCACGGCUAUUGUUCCAUUGGUCUCGUGCCGCUGUCGCUUCCAAGGAUGAUGUGAAGCGUGCGCGAGAUAUAAGUCCAAAGCGCCGGCGUAGCAGUGCGUGGUGGUUUUCUUUACUCGAGGAUGAGCUCAUGGAGUCGCAUUCUGCAACGGAUUCAUCCCAGUCAUUCAAUGAGUGCGAAGCGUGUCGCUUUUUUUAUUGUUUGAGUAGAUCACUUACUUUGAUUUGUACUAAACAUGUGACCGGCGGCCUGUGAAGAUUCUAUCCAGAGCCGAUUCAUCCUGCCGUCCCGACGGCAAAGGUCUGGCACGGCUAGCGAAGAUAUCGACUCGCGCGAGAAGAAGCGAGCGCGCCAAAACAUGUUGAAGCAUGUGCCGCCGCCAUGAGCUGCCUGCUCUUUCGAGCGUGCUUCCGGAGGGCGGGGCGUGCUGCCGCUCUUCGCUAUCGCGAUGUUGCCACGCCCUUGGAUUCCAUUUGCUCCGCCGGGGCUGCGUUCUAAGCCCAUCGCAAAGCGUCCCGACGCCGCGCCUGGCAGCAGUGCUGCGGCGUGGUUCGUGGGAUGCCGUAAAUCACCGCGCGCAGGCUGCGCGCUCGGGCUUGUGGUCGGGUUCAGCGAGUGGCGCCGUUGCCACUUUUUUCAACUUGCCCGCGCCGCGGCCUGUGUGGUCGGGGUUUGCAUAUUAAGAAAGCAUCUGGUUUGAGCGCCCAGCGGAAAGAGCGCCCGAAUAAAAGGCGCGCAGGGCAAACAAGGUAUCAAAACCGCCCCGCAUUUGGCGGGACGGGGUCCGCAACCGGCUUUCUUGUCCCCGCCGCCUACCGAGCUCCGGGUAUGACCAGGCCGGGCCCAUGCCAUUGGGCAUCCUUUGCGGAGAUGCCUUUGCACAAUGCGGCCCCCGACCGCUGGCCGCUCGCGGAGAGGACCCGUGCUUCCUACGGCCGGCACGGCAGCGGUAGGGGGCUGCGGGCCCCCAGCCUCAGGUCGUAAGGCAACGCAUGCGGCCCCCGCACUGCUGCGGCGCCGCAGUGUCGGAGGUUGCUGCCGCAUGUUGUGUGGCCGCCCGCUUUUUCGGUGUUGCCUGGCCGGACUUUGGCAUCGAGUCUCUUUCUUUGACGGCUCGUUCUUUGACGCAUGGAUCGAUGCAAGAAAGCGUUUGCGGCUCCUGCACUUCAGCUACAGCGGCUGUUGUUCUCGACAUGUUCUGUUUCUUUUUCCGAUGCCUAGAAUAGAAAUUUUUAAUGCACCCCCAGGGGCUCGUCGACCCUUUUGGACGAGGAGGCGCCGACGCAACAAGCGGAGCAUCGGCAGCAUAGAAUGCCAAAGGGGUAACAUGGCGUGUUGUUUUGCUUAUUAGUUGAUAUUUCUAUGCGGUUACGCGCUGCCCCUGCCCCAUUAUAUUGCGGGAACUGUUCUGCGGCCACGCCGGUGACAGAUCGCAAGCGCAAUAGUCGCUUGGCAGCCAUAGCGCAAGUACAUUUUUAGCGCUCGACUUUGAACCUGCUCUGGCGAAUGCAUAGUCUUUCAGAUUUACGCAGCAAUGACUUCAACAACUUUCUUCUCAGGAUGCACUUUGCAAAUGGCGUUCCGGACGGUGCCACGCUGUUGGAGAGGGCCCGCCGAGCCUAUGCUAAGAGGCACGAAGUAUGCUGCGCAAAUUUCUCUUUGGAAUGCAAGAAGAAGAACGCGACGCAAUCCAUUGAUUUUUGAGAUACAAGUGGGGAUAGACAUAGACCAAAGCACGCAACUUCUGCAUCAGAAAUUGAAAUCUUCGGCUCUGCAUCACAAAUUUUCGGAUUCAUCUUUCAUCUUUCCUGUUUUUCAUUUUCUUUGAUGCUCGUGCUUUUUCCUUGGAAGUAGACGUGGCAGCGUCUUUUUAUCAUGUCUGGACAAACGAAAGCUAAUUCGUCCUUUUUGCAUUGCUCAAUUCAUCGGCCAGUGCCAGGAUUUCGUUCAUAAAAGUGUACUCUGCCUGUAAAGUUUCACCACAGCGCGGCGGGCUUAGUUUUAUUUUCGCGGAAAACUUGACAUGGCCGACAGAUGGGACCUAGGAUAGAACUGGUAGGUGUACGCGUGCACGGAGCUGCAUGAGCAUCAAUGGCAUAGGUUCUCAAUGUCUCGACGCCUCGAGACGGCCAAACGAGAACGCAUUCGGGCGGGGUAUGCGCAUGUAGCUAUACUUGGGCGGCUGACAAAUGACGGCUAGCGAAGCCAGCACGCCUAUGCAAUAGGACCGGCAUACGCAUAUGCUCUGCGUUUGCUAGUCUAAGACCCAAUUGGCAGGUAGAUCAGGAUCGCAAAAAAAAAGUAAAAAGAAAGCCAGCGGCUUGAAGAAUCGACUCAAGAAAGACUACGCACUCUGUGCGGCAUUUCUGCUUUGCUGGUUCCCUUGCCCUGAAGCGCGGCGCUUUUCUGACAAAGGCGAUCCCGAUAGUGCGUGCGUAUCUACUUCGCGAAGCGCAAGUGUGGGCUUCUGGAUUAAAGUUUCUUAAAUUUGCAAAGUUAAGUAUAAACUCGCCGGCAAAUUUUACUGUUGAAUAGCCAUGCAACAAAUUGGCGCGCAAAGUUUGUCCAAUUCGUGAGACGCAGAGCUAGCUGCGCGCUUCUUUUUUCUUCGUUUCUUGUUCAAGAGAACAGCCACGGGCAGUAUGUUUCGAGUUUCAAAGAGAAAGCAUUGACGCGAGAGGCCCUGGGGGUGCAGGACAUGAAUAAAGACGCAAGCGGGCAACACAAGAAAAGAUAUGGCAUACGGCGCGCGUCAGCCGGCGCUGGAAAGGCAAAAAACGGAGAAGCGGUCUGGCUGCGGAGGUCCUUGGCCGCGAGCGCAUAUUGUGCAGGACUCCUGCUAGGCAGCCCGGCUCAUUGGGGAUCUUGCAUACCUUUUAUGCCGGUUUUUUUGACACCGCGGGACCACCGUGACAGACCGUAGGCGAAGGGGGGGCUGCAGCCGUGCUGUUUGUCGGAGCUUAGGACUAGGUUGUAUGAGGAGGGCCGCGGCGCUGCAAGAGGUGGAGCGCGGCAGUGGCAGCCCCCAUCGGGCGGCUGGUUCCUUGCUGUUAAAAUGGGUGGGGCAACGUCAGCGGGCGCGCGGCAGUGGACGUCUACUGCUGCAGAGAAUUUGCUGCACAGGAGUUGCGUGGCAGUGCAUGCGAGACUGUCCACCGUCCACCUUGCGCCCGUGUUAGUCUCGUUCUGCGAGAUGUGUCCUCAGUGUUAAGAAAAAACAAAGCGCGAAAUUCGUCGCGAAGACACCAGAGAGCCGUAAGGCGUCAACCUUACGCAAAGUGGGCGCGCCAAAAUACUUGGGCGCGACCUGCGGCGCCAAACUUUUUCACAUUUAGCACCCGCGCCGCUGGACCAAUGGGACAAGGCAGCAAUCAGUGCGAGCAAUCUAGCCACUGAAGAGAAAUUUGCACGGCAUACGGAGCGAAGACGGUCCGCAAAAUACAAUCGAUGUACAAACAGGAGAGCGCAGCGUAUGCUCAAACUAUCUUGCGCCGGAUUUACGUGCGUGCGUGUGUAUCGUGUGGCAGAACGUCAGUUCCACGUUGCAGGUUCGCGUUUUUAGUGACCCGAAAGAAAAGGGCGCAGGGCUUCAGAAUAGAUACUAUAAGCGCCGUAGGCCCUCGCACAUGUUUGGCGCACUACCUCGGAGGUCGCCUGCAAAUUGAUCCCUCAGAUUUUUGAGCAGUUUGCAUGGGUUCCCAUGCCUAGAUGCUCAUCACGAAAUGUGCGUAACGUGUAUGGUUGUUUCACUAACUUAAUCGAGCAACCAAACCAAAUUCCGUGCCUCGUGCCACUUUUACCCGCCGGAGGAGAUAGAAGGCUCUUCCGAGGGUAGAUUUGGUUGAAGGUGCAAAGCGAGAACGCCACCGGCUCUCUCGGCUGGCAUUCCUAGCGCGACAACAGCCCUCGCAGGAUCAGGGUACUGGCCCUUCUCGCGCCAGCGCGGUUUCUUUGACUGGGAUCUGCCGUGCUUAUCGGAGUGGAGCCGCGUGGUCGCCUUUUAUGGCUGCAGAGAGAUCGGGAACAGUCGCGGCGCAGGUAGAGGAGGACUCCGAUCUGUGACUCGCGGGAGUUCUGCCAACCUCGGCCCCCGCCCACCGGGAUACUAGGAGCGCCCGGGGUAUUGCGGGGGGCGCUCGCGUUGCUUGGGGCCGGGAGUCAUAAAUGGGUGGCGUACAGAUAUCAUAUUGGCACCCCGAGGCCCCAGCGCAGAGCCGCCGGCCCCCAUUUUCUGAGACCACAUCGACCGCACACGCUGGCGCACCAAUGCCGGUCGCGCUGCGUGCUUAUUCAGGGCCCCGGACAGGAGGUCCGAAUCAGGCCCGCUGGUGGGCGGCGACCGAGAACGGGGGCGCUAGCCAGGCAGCCUGGCCCCAGCGCCCCUCUUCGCUCUUGCGCCCUGCCGUUGCUGCGUGCCGCGCGGCUGGCUUGGCGCCCCGCCGUUUUCUUCGCGCGUCGGGGCCUCGUAUCUCUUUCUCGAUCGUCGGAUGGCCACCGACGCGGGGUGCGCCGCCGGGGAAUUCGUUUUGCUUUUGUUUCGUUAAAGCGGCCAGACUCUUGGGCGCGUAGUUCACGGAGGCCAGCAGCCAAGGCUCCCCCACGAUCUCCGAGGCGGCCGAAGCAUUCUGUUCUAGGCAUGGAUGGGGGUGGCGGCGAUUCCUUUGCAGCAACCCGCCCCCGGCUGCGCCUACUGGCCGGGGUUGAGCGGCGGCCGGCGGCGCGGCUUUCCUUUGCGGCGUCCGUUUCCCGCUGAGCAGCGUGCGAAUUAUUGAAAGCACUGCAAAGAAAUGGGCCCAAGCCCAAUCGCGUGAGCGAAUCGCAGCAGUCGGAUUUCUUUCUGUCGUUCUUUGCGGGGUUUGGGCACGCAGUCCCGCAAUAUCACAAAAUACACAGCCCUCUGGCGCAAUGGGCUUGCGCUAUUUGCGUGCUCGCUUGUGCGCCCAACCAUGUUUCGCACGCGGCGGCGCCGGGCGAAGAAUCAAACUGGUCGGCGCCUUCCCAUGGGCGCGCCAGGGUCCCACUGCAGCCGCCCGCCCUGAUCGCGGUGUGUCCGUGUCAUAUAGUUCCUCUCCGUGUAGUCAGAACUUGCACGGCAGCCGACCAGCACGGGGGCUCUGGCCAGCCAUUGCGCCGCAGCCAACUUUGUCACCCAUGCGUGGGAAUUCGGUUCGUGGCCCUAGCAGUGCGCCCGGCUACAGGCGAAAGCAGGCAGCGCAGCCAGGAUAAACGGGGCCCGCGCGAAUGGAGCCGGGAGUCUUGCCCGAGAAAAGGCCCCGCGCGGAUUCUCGUGGGAUUCAAGAAUAGAAAUGGCGCGCGCUGUAUAUUUGUCCGCCAAGCAGCCCACCGAACGGCGCACGCGGAGGGACUUGCUAUAAGGCGUAGGCCCCGAGGCCCUUUGUUUGGCUUCUCUUUUAUGGGCGUCGGUUGUCGGGGCGCUUGGUCCGUGUGAUGCAGACACCAGGCACAGCGCCGCAGCUCAGGCCGGCGCGGGCGUGCUGGUGUUGUGGCGGUGCUUCGGUGAGCGGCAUGCGCCGGCCAACUGGCUGGCUUUCUGCCUGGCGUGCCCGCCGCCUGAAAUUGCCGCAGCCGUGUUGCCGCAGUCAAUCACGCAAAGAACGAAAGUCCUGGCGCCUUCUAGUAUCGCGGCAGGUGGAAUUGUGACGCCCGUAGGCGUGGUGCUGGCGCGAAUGUGAAGCGUGUGCGGCUCACUCUUCUCCAAUAGCUCAAUAGGAUCCGCGUUGUCGACAAGAGCCUCGACCAUCCGAUCUGUUUUAGAUGCGCUACCUCUCAUCGUCAGACUCGUCCUGCUGGCAUAACGCUUCGCCAGUGCUGAGAUCUUUUCAGGUCUACUCCUACUGCUGCGGGAGAAAAUUGCGCAUACUAAAGACUACGUAAGACAGAAGAAGAACGAAAGCAGUUCACAGCGCGUCUUUUUCGUUAUCGCAAAAGGAAAAGACCCAGAGGGAAAGAAAUGUGGAGCAUGAGCCGGCGUUUGGCAGUAAUUGUAAUGAAAUGAAUGUCAAGACUGUGCCUGCGCCCCAGCCCUGCACGCGUAGCUCGGCGAAACCGUGGAGGCGUCCCUAAAAACACGCCUGCGGAAGGUGGACGUUUUCCGAUGCAAUACCGCGAGCACGUGACUCGAGCGCAAAACCCUGCGUCGUGCAGCAGCCACGCAUUCGGCGACUUUCCCAGGUCCGUUCUGUCGGCUACGUCACGGCAUCCGAUUGGCGGGCACAGUCUCCUCCAGGCGGGUAGAUCGGCGCCCCUGUUCUCGCGUGAGCGGUUGGGCAAGGCGGACGACUAUUUGGUGGACACGAACCUACUUCGCUACGAUUUUAUCAUAUACAUAAUUCAAAACGUGCACGCCACGCCAUGGAUAGGCACUGUGCCUCUUGCUUACUCUUACUGCCAGGGCCGGCUAGGCAUGGAAGCGUGUCUCUUUUCGUGCAGCGAUGGGUUCGCAAUCGCAUCGUAAGGGCUUAGCUAUGGGACAGACGCGUAGUGGGCAUGUUUUGUUAUGAUAGACUGUUUACCAGCUGAGGAUCUUAGUGUUCCGUGGUUUAGCCACAGACCCGGUUUGGGGGGGAGCGGCUAUUGCUUGUCGCGCAAAUAGCGUGAGUGUGCCCGGCAGUGGAUUUUUGAAGUGUUUGUCAGGUCUUCCAAGAAGUUCGCUAAUCCCGAUGAGUUUCUGCUUUUCUAAAUCGUGCGACACAAUUGAGGACCAAGUAAAUAGAGCCCGAAGCGAAUCUCAAGAAACCUGAUCGGCUUACUUAUGUUUGCCUUCAAUCUAUGUCUAUCACUUGUUUUUUUAAAACAGGAUUUUUUUUCAUCGCAUAAAGGAAAUCUUGUGUCAGUCAGCUUUCUUCCAAUUUCGAUUUCUCUGUUCUACAUUGAUUUCGCCAGAAAGUUAUACGAAUGUAAAAACUUCUUGAAUUAUAGCGCGACGCAUAGCAGUCAAUGUCAUGUUGAAUUAAGGAACGGGCGCGCGCUUGGCCUUUGGGAUCAGUCAGUGGCGUCAUUUGUACUUAGAUUAGUAAUUUCGCAUUAAAUUUGAAAAUUGUGAUAAUUCUCACACUACUUUGUGUGCGCACAAACAGUGCUGGCACAUCUCCACAAUCAAUCUGAUACUUCAAAACUCUCUCACCUUUGACGGGCAGAUCAUGUUAAUCGAUCACUCCCUAUUCAUUAUCAUUUCGUUCUCUGCUGCCAGAUUUUUUGCUGGCAACGAGCACUCGAAGCGCAAAACGAGGAAU
This is a messenger RNA of Amoebophrya sp. A120, 20851 nucleotides long. Lineage: Eukaryota; Dinophyceae; Syndiniales; Amoebophryaceae. The record is from the annotation of a GenBank genome assembly.